UAUAAACAUUUUCCCCCACUUUCUCUUCUCCCAAGCAGCCCUUUCAACUUCUUCCGCCACAACCCCUCGGUUUUCCCCGGUGGUCUCUCCGAUGGCUUCGACCGCCAAAACCUACCUCCAAACCACUUUCCUCUCCCCUCAACGCGUCCCACGCCACCGGCUUUCAGCCUCCUCGCCUUGUCUUAGGUUCCGCCGCCGCGAGAUCCAAUGCUCGGUGGCGGCGAGAGAGUACAGAGUGAAGGGGUUGAAGGCGAGGCAGAUCAUCGAUAGCAGGGGGAAUCCGACGGUGGAGGUUGAUCUGAUCACCGACGAUCUCUACCGCUCGGCCGUCCCGAGCGGUGCCUCCACCGGGAUCUACGAGGCCCUUGAGCUCAGAGAUGGAGACAAGAGCGUCUAUGGAGGCAAAGGUGUGUUAACCGCUGUGAAGAACAUCAACGAGGUUCUCGGUCCUAAACUCGUCGGAGUUGACGUUAGGAACCAAGCCCAUGUCGAUGCUCUGAUGCUGGAGCUGGAUGGAACUCCGAACAAGUCAAAACUCGGGGCAAAUGCAACAUUAGGAGUAUCACUCAGCGUUUGCAGGGCGGGUGCUGGAGCGAAAGGGCUGCCUCUGUACAAGCACAUCCAAGAACUUUCUGGAACGGACGAGCUUGUUAUGCCGGUUCCAGCAUUCAACGUCAUCAACGGUGGCAGUCAUGCCGGUAAUAAUUUGGCUAUGCAAGAGUUCAUGAUACUUCCGGUAGGUGCAACCUCGUUCUCUGAAGCUCUUCAGAUGGGAAGUGAAGUUUAUCAUACGCUGAAGGGAAUAAUCAAAGCUAAGUACGGUCAAGAUGCAUGUAAUGUUGGAGACGAAGGAGGGUUUGCUCCUAAUGUUCAAGACAACAGAGAGGGACUCGUUUUGCUCAUGGACGCGAUUGAAAAAGCCGGUUACACAGGAAAGAUCAAAAUAGGAAUGGAUGUUGCAGCAUCGGAGUUUUUCAUGAAAGAUGGUAGAUACGAUCUAAACUUCAAGAACCAGCCGAAUGAUGGAGCUCAUGUUCUGUCGGCCCAGAGUCUCGCUGAACUCUACAAGGAGUUUGUCAAGGAUUUCCCGAUUGUUUCUAUUGAAGAUCCUUUCGACCAGGACGACUGGAGCGCAUGGGCUUCGCUGUUAUCCUCGGUGGAUAUCCAACUCGUCGGGGAUGACUUGUUGGUCACUAACCCGAAAAGAAUAGCCGAAGCUAUUCAGAAAAAGUCCUGCAAUGCUCUACUGUUAAAGGUUAACCAGAUAGGGACAGUGACAGAGUCAAUCCAAGCGGCGUUAGACUCGAAAGCUGCCGGUUGGGGUGUGAUGGUCAGUCACCGGAGUGGUGAGACAGAGGAUAACUUCAUCGCAGAUCUCUCUGUCGGUUUAGCCAGCGGGCAGAUCAAGACUGGCGCUCCAUGUCGAAGCGAACGAUUAUCCAAGUAUAACCAGCUUCUGCGCAUCGAGGAGGAACUCGGGAAUGUGCGCUACGCAGGUGAAUCGUUCAGAUCUCCGUGAGAGACGAAGACAUAGCGGCUACUUUAGUUCUCAGUGUUCGUGCUUGUCUCUCUUCUCACGGAGUCGGACCAAACUCAACACUUGUGGUCGUGCGGGUCUUGUUGCUUGUGUUUUUCUUACACACUUUUUCACCGUUUUGGGAUUCGGUUUAAGAAAAGUUAUACCAUAAAGCCGAAAUUACUCCGUUGGUUCAAUUUUCAUUCCGUUGCCGUUCGGUUUUA
Molecule: messenger RNA, 1740 nt
Organism: Tarenaya hassleriana
Lineage: Eukaryota; Viridiplantae; Streptophyta; Magnoliopsida; Brassicales; Cleomaceae
Product: enolase 1, chloroplastic
Exons: 7
Coding region: 92-1519 (475 amino acids)
Biological process (GO): glycolytic process
Cellular component (GO): phosphopyruvate hydratase complex
Molecular function (GO): magnesium ion binding; phosphopyruvate hydratase activity
Source: RefSeq, a predicted model, not a curated record